AUGAAUGAGGAAACAGCAGAUGAAGAGACUGAGGAGGAGACUGAGGAGGACAGGCACGAGAAGGAUGUAUCCCCACCGCGAAAGCGUGUCAAGAGGGCCUCUGACCAGAAGGUGACAUUCUAUGUCAACAUUCAAACAGCAGUGAACACCGUGACGAAAGGCCGGGGGGGUGCACGCAAGAGCAAUAGCAGCCGUAUCAUGCAACUUGGUCCAUUCAUCACAACAAACCCCCCGAGUGAAAACUUUCGCGAGUUUCAGGAUCACAUUGCCACCACCGCACGCUGUCGGUCCCGACAAGCCAUUAUCCAACGAGGCAGGCUAUGA
This is a messenger RNA of Pleurotus ostreatus (oyster mushroom), 324 nucleotides long. RefSeq lists its product as uncharacterized. The transcript is spliced from 2 exons. Lineage: Eukaryota; Fungi; Basidiomycota; Agaricomycetes; Agaricales; Pleurotaceae. The record is from RefSeq and is a predicted model, not a curated record. Bases 1 to 324 code for a protein of 107 amino acids.